Lolium perenne is the source of this 1812-nucleotide messenger RNA. RefSeq names its product protein ENHANCED PSEUDOMONAS SUSCEPTIBILITY 1-like. NCBI's taxonomy places the organism in Eukaryota, Viridiplantae, Streptophyta, Magnoliopsida, Poales, Poaceae. The record is from RefSeq and is a predicted model, not a curated record.
CUAGUGUCCUCACAGCGAAAAUGGAGCCUUCGUCAAUGGUGCGCGUGGUGUCUUCGUCCACGGUGAAGCCGCGGCCGCGGCCACGCCACCGUAUCCCGCUCACCUCCUGGGACAUCGCCAUGAUCUCCACCGGCUACAUCCAGAGGGGCCUCCUCUUCCAUAAGCCUUCUUCGUUGCCCGCGUUCCACGUUGUCGACCACCUCGCCGCCGCACUCGGCGAUGCACUCUGCGACUACUACCCAGUCGCCGGCCGCCUCGUUACAGACCAGCACCGCGACGAGCUCGGUAACGUCGUGGGAUGCUCGGUGUCCAUCCAAUGCGACGGACAAGGAGUCGAGGUCGUCCACGCCCACGCCGACGGCGUCUCCAUCGCCGACGUGAUUCCUCACGACGCUGACGUGCCGCGCGUCGUCCAGUCAUUCUUCCCACUCGACGACGCCGUUGGCUUCGACGGCCACGAGCUCCCCCUCUUCGUCGUCCAGGUCACCGAGCUCGUCGACGGCGUCUUCGUCGGUUUUGUCUGCAACCACGUGUUGGCCGACGGCACCGCCUUGUGGGUUUUCCUCAACGACUGGGCCAGGAUCGCGCGCGCCAAGCUUAAUCUCGCGGUCCCGGUACCCGAAGGAGAAUCCCCUCUCCCCCUGACAUCGCGCCAGGCGCCCUUGCUGGAGCGUUGGUCAGCCGACGGCGGCACGGCGUCGCCGAUCGUGCUCCCAUACGCCGAGCCGUCUGAACUGAUCGAGCGGCCGGAGUCACCGCAGCUGCGCACGCGCAUGCUGCACUUCUCGGCGGAGUCACUAGAGUUACUCAAGGAGCUGGCCCGGACAGAGCUUCAUGCCGCCGGCGACACGGAGGGCGCCGCCGCUUUGACACGGUUCCAGGCUCUGAGCUCGCUGGUGUGGCGGUGUAUCACCCGCGCACGGCGCUUGGACCCAGAGCAAGAGACGACGUUCCGCGCGGCGAUCAACAACCGCGCACGGCUCCGGCCGGCGCUGCCGGCAGAGUACUUUGGCAACUGCAUCGACGCCGUGAGCACGGAGAGGCCUGUGUGCGCGUCGAUGCUGCUCGAACGCGGUAAGCACGGGUGGGCAGCGGCGGCCGUGGGACGCGCGGUGGCGGCCCACACGGACGAGGCCAUCAGGGCGCACGUGGCGGCGUGGAUGACAAAGCCGGUGGUUUACACGACGGGGUGGCAUGACCCGCACGAGACGAUGGUCGUGAGCUCGCCGCGGUUCGACAUGUAUGGAUGCGACUUCGGGUGGGGGAGACCGUUGGCGGCGCGGGGAGGCAGGGCGAACAAGAUCGACGGUUGGGUGUCACUGUACCCCGGGCAAGAUGGAGGCGACAGCAUGGACGCGGAGGUGUCGCUGACGCCGGAGCACAUGGCGGCGCUCGAGCAGGAUGAGGAGUUCUGGGCAGCCGUGUCGAAGGGCGCGCCUGCACGUACAUGAGGGGAGUUUUGAUGUUCGACCGUCAUGAACAAAUGCUCUGCUUCUUCGCCUUUUCUUGUUUCAGAUGGCCUCCUCCUCACUGCACCACCAGGAGCAGUAUCCGCCGCUGCUCUACUGGUUAUCGCCACCGUCGAGCUCAUCACAUCCUCCAAAUUCUCCGGUACUCCAAAGUACGCAGGCUCCUCUUGUUCUUUGUUGAAACUGUCCUCAGUGUUCACUAUAACCUAUUGGCGGGAGUAGCCUGAAAUUCGAUAGUUAGUUCAGUUUUUUUUCUUAGCUGAAUAAACAGCACGAGUCUAUUCGUGAUUUCGUGUCAGGUCCUAGGUUUCAGGUAGACUAGUUAUUGCUGUGUACCUUUGUU